UGUCUGCUCCUGGCGCGUAAUUAAAAUAGGCGAUCUUUCAAUCAGUAGCCGGAGACGGGCCCACGCUCCACAGUAAGCUCCCGGGAGAGCGCGCUAAUUGCAGGCGGGAUUCGGUGCCCGGGAUUCAUUUAGCGCAAAGACACAUCCCAAGUACUUUCAAUCGAAUUGGCAAAACACACACACACACACACACACACACACCAUCAUCAUCCCGUCCGUCAUUUGGUUCAGUCUGACUCAGAGGUCGCGGGUUUCGGAGAGACGUUCUGUUUUACGCAGCUUCCCCCGUCCCAACGGGGAGGAUGCAUUAUAUAUACUGAGGCGGGGCUCGUGCUACGAGCGGUCAGACGAAGCUUCGGUAGAAAGCGCGAGGGUGUUUCACCUCCAACAUCACGCCAGCAGACUGUCAGAGAGCGGCGCGCGCACACUUCUCGGCGUAGCGGACAGACUUUGCGUGCGGAGAUGAGGCUGAACCUGCUGGUCUCCGCGGUAGCCGUGCUCGUGGCCGUUCUGCCCCGGUGCAGCUGUCGCUCAGCAGACACGCAGGGCGAGAAAACGCGCGCACUGCCGCCGCCACUGCCACUGCUGAUGCGUCUCGGGGAGGAAUACUUCAUCCGGCUGGACAACGCUGCCGCCGCGCGCGGACCCCCGCGUACUCACAUCAGAGCUGGCGGAUCCGCGCCAGACGAGAGAGAGACGACCGUUAACCGCGCGCUCCAGCUGCAACUCACGCAGUGGCUGGAGCGCGCGGGCUUGGACCCGGUGGAGAGAGCUCGCCGCGCGGAGGAACCGCCCAUCUCCCUGGACCUCACGUUCCACCUGCUGCGCGAGGUUCUCGAGAUGGCGCGCGCGGAACAGAUAGCACAGCAGGCCGAUAACAACCGGAAAAUGAUGGACAUUUAUGGGAAAUAAGUCACGCACACACACACACACACACACACACACGCACACUCAAGGGUUAUCUGUAAAGAAAAUUAAAUCUUCUUAAUAAAUAACUACUGAUUAAGAAAGGCAUCUGUCUUUGUAAUUCACCAAGUGUGCGCACACACACACACACACACAUACGAUGAAACAGACAUGUGGACUGUAAUAAAACACUGCACGAUGCGUUUGCAGAAGAAUGUGAAAUGUUUAUAUUUGUAAUAAAAGUUACAACUGCGUCCAAAUGCUUGAUGAUCUGUGCAGUAUUCCUCCUGUCUGUUCUACAUAGCAGCACAGCA
Molecule: messenger RNA, 1220 nt
Organism: Alosa alosa (allis shad)
Lineage: Eukaryota; Metazoa; Chordata; Actinopteri; Clupeiformes; Clupeidae
Gene: crha
Product: corticoliberin-1
Exons: 2
Coding region: 463-912 (149 amino acids)
Cellular component (GO): extracellular region
Molecular function (GO): hormone activity
Source: RefSeq, a predicted model, not a curated record